This is a messenger RNA of Saprolegnia parasitica CBS 223.65, 777 nucleotides long. RefSeq lists its product as hypothetical. The transcript is spliced from 4 exons. The coding region runs from base 1 to 777 and encodes 258 amino acids. NCBI's taxonomy places the organism in Eukaryota, Oomycota, Saprolegniomycetes, Saprolegniales, Saprolegniaceae. The record is from RefSeq and is a predicted model, not a curated record.
AUGACGCAGCGCCCAGCGCUGCUCAGCUCUGAUGGCCCGCUAAAUGUGGCACGGCGCGAGCUCAAUAUUAUCGCAGACAGCAUCGAGAUCCAAGGCAAGGACCCUGCGUGGGGCUCCAACGAGUGCAUGGACUGCACGCACACCUCCGCCGUUGCCUCGUGGGCGUCGUCGCCGACAAAGCUCGUGUUCCAGACGCAAUGCAACUUUGCCGAGUCGUAUAGCCAGCUCAAAGGCCGAGACCGCGUCUUGACCUCGGUGCUGCACGCCACGGGUCUUUUGGACGUGCACGUGGUCAAGGUCGAGACGGCCCGCGGAGGCUGCUGUCGCAUGUCGCCGGCGCAGCUGCAUCACAACCGAACGCGGCUCCACCGGUACCCGUACGGUGCCUACGACCACGGAAAGGACUGGCCUAACUACGCGUCGAUCGACGACCUCUGGACCGAGACAGUGACGAUGAAAUUGGACUUGUCGAUCGAACGCGUCCAAGACGGUGAAGGCAAGGAACCGAACGUCGAGUCAUACUUUCGCCGCUGCGUCCUCGUCGUGUGGCCGCAAAGCCGAUCGUUUCUUGCCGCAUGCAUGCCCAACCUCGCGCGCGCACUCGCUUCGGGCGCCGCAAGUUUGCCGCCGCGUGGUUCCGCGCUGGUCUUGGUCGCCGGCAAGGCCUCGGUCGUGACGCUCACCAAGACGAUGGACUACUGCCACGCGAUCGCUGCCAGCGAUGCGACCCAGCGCGACGAAGCCGUCGCACUCCGAUCGCUUCUGCAGGCAUCGUAG